AAAAAGAGAGAGAGAGAAGGAGAGAGAGAGAGAGAGAGAAAAAGAAAAGUGUGCGUGGGGGAAGGCGGCGGCUCGACGCAGUUCCACAUAGGCCCCGCCCUCAAUGCAAAAGAGCUAUCCCAGACGUCAUCUGCAGCCAAUGGGAGGCGGGUACGGUGAGCUCAUCGGGCCGGCGGAAGGUAUAAAGUGACCUCCCCGAGGAAGGCGAGCGUCUUGAAGCCGUGCGGAAGAAAGGCGGUGAGGUUUGCCUCUCGGCGUCGUAGUCUAACAAAGCGCUGCCCGGGAAGAAGCCUGACGCUCCUCCUCCUCACGUCGGGCGCGCAACUGGGGGCCCUCCCCUGUCCCACAUACCCGAGCGCUUCGCCGUGGUGACCAUAGGUGGCUACCUCCCCUCCGCAGCCUGCGGGGGGGAAGAGGAUGGAAAUACCUUUCUACCAUGACGAUGUGUUGAUUGCUCUGGCAGCAUCGACGACAGCGCCUUCCUUUCGAAGCGGCACCGGCCUCCACCAGCCUCUUUUCGACGGCACCAUGAUGAAAAAAGACGGCUUAGUCUUGGCAUUGAGCGAUCAGGUGGUGUCUGGCCUGAAGGCGCCCUCGGGCCAUGCCGCCAAUGCCCCUUCCGCGCAGCAGCACCAGCCGCCGCCGCCGCCGCCAGGGGAAAACCAGACGCUUCUGACUUCCCCAGAUCUGGGCCUUCUUAAGUUGGCCUCACCGGAGCUGGAGCGCCUGAUCAUCCAGUCGAACGGCUUGGUGACGACGACGCCGACCAGCGGCGGCACCCAGUUCCACUUUCCCAAAGGCGGCGGCGGAGGCGGCGCCCCCGACGAGCAGGAGUUUGCUGCGGGCUUUGUGAAAGCCUUGGAGGACCUGCACAACCAGAACCAGCUGGGGGGCGCGGGCCCGGUUGGCGGGGAGCUGCCGCCAGCAGCCAGCCUGGCCCAGCAGCAGCAGCAGCAACAGCAGCCCCCCCUGCCGCCGUCCGCCGAGCCUCCGGUGUACGCCAACCUAAGCACGUUCUCCAGCGCAGCCAGCUUUUCGUCCGAGGGAGCUUACCAGGCGCACCCUCGGCUGCAGCCGCCCCCCUCGCUCAAGGACGAGCCUCAGAUCGUGCCGGAGGUGGCGAACUUCGGCGACAGCCCGCCGCUGUCGCCCAUCGACAUGGACACGCAGGAGCGCAUCAAGGCCGAGCGCAAGCGGCUGCGCAACCGCAUCGCCGCCUCCAAGUGUCGGCGGCGGAAGCUGGAGCGCAUCUCCCGCCUGGAAGAAAAAGUCAAGAGCCUCAAGACCCAGAACACCGAACUGGCCUCGACGGCCAACCUCCUCCGGGAGCAGGUGGCGCAGCUCAAGCAGAAAGUGCUCAGCCACGUCAACAGCGGCUGCCAGCUCCUACCGCAGCAGCAGCAGCAGCCGCCCCACCAGGUCCCGGCCUACUGAAGGGCCCCUCGGCAGGGAAGGAGUUAGCUCGCUACUCGGGGACCCGAGGCCCUCCGCCGACGCGCCUCGAUGACCCGCCAGAGGGGGCCCCAUCUUCACCAAGCGCGCCCCUCCGCUUCCAUCCCGAAGUGCAACCUGCGAA
Crotalus tigris (Tiger rattlesnake) is the source of this 1576-nucleotide messenger RNA. RefSeq names its product JunD proto-oncogene, AP-1 transcription factor subunit (gene JUND). Gene Ontology annotation, cellular component: transcription regulator complex. The record is from RefSeq and is a predicted model, not a curated record. Gene Ontology annotation, molecular function: RNA polymerase II cis-regulatory region sequence-specific DNA binding; DNA-binding transcription factor activity, RNA polymerase II-specific; transcription factor binding. The transcript has a single exon. NCBI's taxonomy places the organism in Eukaryota, Metazoa, Chordata, Lepidosauria, Squamata, Viperidae. Bases 418 to 1434 code for a protein of 338 amino acids. Gene Ontology annotation, biological process: regulation of cell cycle; regulation of transcription by RNA polymerase II; regulation of cell population proliferation.